GUAAUAAUGAUCAGCCAUUGCAGGGAAUGAAUUCUGCUCUUUUCACUUUGUGUUUAUAUGGGUAAGUUGCGGCAGGUAGAUUGUAAACCUCUUUGUAAUUCUUGUUCUUUAAAGAAGAACUGAGGUUUGACUGGAUUGAUGUUGGGCCCUUGUUGAAAGGCAGGAUCAGAUUGACAGUACAUGCUGCCAAGCAAAUGACAAACCAAUUCAUUAAGAGCAUGUCCGUUCCUUGCUGCCCUCCUACAAUCUUCACAAAUUGCUCAUCUCCUUUACUUCCUGUCCUCUGGCAGCCUGGAGAAUGAAAAAUUAAGCUUGUUUACUUAGUGCGUCCUUAGCACAUUGGCACUCAGAGGCAGUGGCGAUGUUUCAUUUGAGCUUGGUCAAAGGUCUGCUCAUGGUUCACGGUACAUUAGUGGCCCAGUGUGAAUACAACAUCUUCUUCUCUUUGUCUUUUUAUUUUCUGUCUCGCUCAUUCCCUUUCUCCCCUCUUGAAAGGGGAUGGUGGGGACAUUCAUCGCUACCAUACCUGUUGUUGCUAUGGAUGCCAAGGUUGUUUCCAUGGUUACAAUGUGCUUUUCUGUGGCAAUUGAUGCAGACCGGAUGUGCUGUUUUCUGGUCCUUGCUGCACCUGCUAUCAUUUACUCCUCCUUGAAUUCAGAAUUGCUGAAGUGUUGACCCCAAUUUGGAUUUUAUGUCAUAGAACACCAGAAGAAUCCUCAUGCUCCUUUGGUGACUUAACUGCUCAGACACUGAACAAUGGUGACAGCAUAAACACAGAAUCCUAUGGAUGGAGAAUAUACUUGUAAUGAUCCAUUUUUGGAUCUAUCACUUCAAAUGAGAUGGAUCUCAUUACACCUAAGCCAUUUUAUUUGUGAUACUAUGCUAAUGAUUGAAUAUCUUUCUGUUAAUACAGUCACUUAUAGUGAGGUGGCUCUUGUCAUGCUUAUUGCCUUCUCGGUGUGGAUAAGGCAUGAUGUAAAUGUUUUGGUAGAUAAAAUGCUUUAACUCUCCCCAGUAAAUGUGCUAGUCCUUAUAAUUCUACCCCUACAUGGCUGGCUUGCCCUCCACAUGCCCAGAGCAGCAUGUUACUUCUUCCACAAUUUAAUUGUAUUGAUUAUGUCUCUCUCUUCUUUGUUAAUGUAUUGCUGUGUAACUAAAAUGACUGGGUUGAAUCAGUACAUUUAAAGGCUCUCGCUCUUUCUCUCUUUCUCUCCUUCACUGUCUCACAAACUCCUCUGUUUCCCAUUUCUCACUUGUAAGUGAAUAUUAUCAUCUUUCUGUUUAACUCAAAACUCAAGAAGUGUUUGCUGGCAUAACCCACUGAAAAUUUCAGACAGUGGUAUGGUGGAACAGUGAAGAUACUGGACUAGUAACUUGACAGAAUGACAGGCCAGGUGGCAGUAGAGAGCUCAGACCUGUCCACGCACAGGCUAUCAGUGAAAACUUCAAUGGAGGAUGAAUCUGACCGGGCAGACAGCACCUUCAGCCGUGUGCCAUCUGUGUGUGAUGACACCUGCUCAGAACUGCAGAGGGUGGCAACAAUCGAACCCCGAGGACUCAACUCCCCAAAUUCCUUCAGGGGAAGAGGGGCCAUGUCUCGGUUGGUGAGUAUGGUGAUCACUCUGCGUGAGUGGGCCCAUAAGAGCCUGUUGGAGGAGGAAGAGCGGCCCGACUCGUUCUUGGAGAGGUUCCGUGGGCCUGAGCUCCAGGUUGCCCCCAGCCGCAUGAGCACCAACCAAGGCGACGCCACAGGCUCCAACAGCAACAAGCAGGCCAAAAAGAAGCCAGAUGUGUUUGUCAUGGCACCAGCUGAUGACAUGUAUUAUCGCUGGUUGUUCAUAAUUGCUGCUGCCGUUCUUUAUAACUGGUGCCUCCUAGUGGUCAGGGCCUGCUUUGAUGAGCUGCAGACCAAUAACACCAUCCUCUGGCUGGUGCUGGACUACCUGUCCGAUGCUGUGUACAUCCUGGACUCCUGUGUCCGGCUGCGCACAGGCUUCCUGGAGCAGGGUCUGCUGGUGAAAGACUUGUCCAAGCUGAGGGACCACUAUGUCCGAACGCUGCAGUUCAAACUGGACGUGCUGUCCAUCUUGCCCACGGACCUGGCCUAUGUGGCCACCGGCAUUCACACGCCCCAGCUGCGGUUUAACCGCCUGCUCCGCUUUUCCCGCAUGUUUGAGUUCUUUGACCGCACAGAGACACGCACCAACUACCCAAACAUGUUCCGCAUCUGCAACCUGGUGCUCUACAUCCUGGUCAUCAUCCACUGGAACGCCUGCAUCUACUUCGCCAUCUCCAAGUCCUUGGGCUUUGGCUCUGACACCUGGGUCUACCCAAACAUCUCAGACCCGGAGUUUGGUUCGCUGGCCCGAGGCUACAUCUACUGCCUCUACUGGUCCACCCUCACACUCACCACGAUCGGGGAGAUGCCCGCACCUGUUCGGGACGAGGAGUACCUCUUUGUGGUCUUUGACUUCCUGGUGGGUGUGCUGAUUUUCGCCACCAUCGUGGGUAAUGUGGGAGCCAUGAUCUCCAACAUGAAUGCCACGCGGGCAGAGUUCCAGGGCCGCAUCGAUGCCAUCAAGCAUUACAUGCAGUUCCGCAAGGUGAGCAAGGAACUGGAGGCACGCGUCAUCAAGUGGUUCGACUACCUGUGGACCAACAAGAAGGCCAUAGACGAGCAGGAGGUCCUGAAGAACUUACCGAACAAGCUGCGGGCCGAGAUCGCCAUCAACGUGCACCUGGAUACCCUGAAGAAGGUGCGGAUCUUCCAGGACUGCGAGGCGGGUCUGCUGGUGGAGCUGGUGCUCAAGCUCCGCCCCCAGGUCUUCAGCCCCGGUGACUACGUCUGCCGCAAAGGCGACAUUGGCAAGGAGAUGUACAUCAUCAAGGAGGGCCGGCUGGCGGUGGUGGCGGAUGACGGCGUCACGCAGUACGCCCUGCUGACCGCCGGCAGCUGCUUCGGCGAGAUCAGCAUCCUCAACAUCCAGGGCAGCAAGAUGGGCAACCGCCGCACCGCCAACAUCCGCAGCAUCGGCUACUCCGACCUCUUCUGCCUGUCCAAAGACGACCUGAUGGAGGCCGUGAUGGAGUUCCCGGACGCUAAGAAGGUGCUGGAGGAGCGAGGGAGGGAGAUCCUGCAGAAGGAGGGCCUGCUGGACGACAGGGCGGGCGGUGGUCUGGGCGGGGAGGAGAUGGAGGAGAAGGUGGAGCGGUUGGAGGCCUCCCUGGACACCCUGCAGACGCGCUUCGCCCGGCUGCUCAGCGAGUACACGGCCACGCAGCAGAGACUCAAGCAGCGGCUCACCGCGCUCGAGCGCCAGCUCCGGCAAAAUGGCAGCGGCUUCCUGUCCGAUGUGGACGGCAACGAGAGCUCCAACGAUGCCGAUGGAACCCACAGCGAGGCGUAUAUCUUACUCUGAGCACUGUUGUGCGCCAGACACCUAGACUGUUUACACCCUCAUUGCACACAUACAUGUUCCAUAUAGUUCUCUCUUCAUGCAUGCACAUGCAAGAAAAUGGCUUAAUUUUACUCACAACUUCAGUAGGGACUUCUUUAUUGUUCUUUGAGAAUAUUUUUUACUAUCUUUUUGUACUCCUUUUAUAUGCUUGGCUUGUGUUGUGCUUGUGUUUGGUAGUACAAUGCAUAAAUACAAAGAAAAAACAUACCCAGAGCAUAAUAUUCAUCUGUCCCUGACCAUGUUCAGUCUCCCAGUGACAUCAGUGGCUGGUGCUCCCUUAAGACCUCUGUGGUUUCCAUGGUGAUGCAGAACUGGACUCACACCAGGGCAGCAAUGCUGCAGCAUGCUUCAGAGUCCUCACCGUGACCUUGAGCAGCACAGCAAGCGUCCUCUGCACUCCUCAGUGACACAGCUGCCAUGUCACGUCUCUCAAAACAAAAGCAGACAUUUAUUUAUUUAUUCAUUUAUUUAUCCGGAACUGAACCUAAGCCUCGGAUAAAGCUGUCUUGUCCACAAACUGCCUGGGUCAACAUCACAUCGUCCAUUAUCACCAAUGCUAUUCAGACCAGCCACGUUUCCAAAGCAGGCAGAAAGCCACACUCAGGCAAAUUUUGAUUAGUCAAAAAUCAAAACUGUCUGAUCCUUGUCUCAGAAUGAGGCACGUAUGGGCCUCAGCUGUGACUGAUGAGCAAGGUGGAGAGGUUCUGUGAGUGGACUCAAAGACAGCUUGACAGGACAGGCUCACAGGAAGAAAAAAAAGACUUUGUCCCAAAAAUUUGAGCUCACUGUACCUGUCAAAUCCUAAGUGACACUGUCACACGCCAUGUGUGACACCCCUGGGAAUGGAGAUGUGGCAGUACCGGGCAACACCGUUGUCCAUCGCAUGGAGAGAGAGAGCACACCCACACAAACAUGAAAUAAAAUGAACGGACACCUUCACCCUUCCCCCUCACGAGUUCCGGGCAAAAACAAUAAACUGAAACAACAAGCUAAAAUAACAAAGACAAAAGAAAGUAAACCUUUUCAGUUCCAUGCUUUGUCGUUGACCCGCCUUCAUGGCAAGGUCCAGCUCCUCCAGCAUCCCAGCUGAGGAUUGCUUUCUUUUUCUUUUGUGCUCAAACUAAAGCGAAAAGAAAAUCAUAACUGCGCUCUCAGUGUUUGCUCCCGGUCUUGGCCCCAAACUGUGCAGAGCAGCACGCCUUUAAGCACCUGGGCUGAUUAGUUAACGCAACCCAGGUGCGUGUGCUCUCUCCACCAGCCGGCGCAGCCGAGACCAAUCCGCCUCUUCGGUGGACCGAAUGCUACAGACACUUAUCAUUGAUCAAGACUGAUGUAAUGUGCAUUCAAUGUCCAUUCUGUUGUUAUUCCAAGGAUAAUUGUUUUGCAGGUGAAUAAUAUAUUUUUAUUUGCUAUAAGGUUUUGUCCAGUCCAGUAUAUGCAUGUGUAUAUCGAGACUAACUUUAUAUAGUGAAUGCAAGUCUGCCCCUUUGGUUAUUUUCUUACAACCACUGAUAGAUGUAUAUGAUGUCAUUGUCUCCAGGAAAAAGAGUAAGUGGCUUUCAUUUAAAUUGAACAUCAAACACCAUAGAGUAGCAUAUUAAGUCUAUGUCAUUCUGGGUCACCACAAAUAUCAUCACAAACAGAAAUGAUCUCUCCUCAUAGACUGUACCUAUCCAAGCUUACCUGAAAAAAAUAUUAAAUAUUCUCUUUUUGAAGGGUGAAUACACACCCUGAACAUAUAAAUAACAAUUUGUGUCAAUAAAAUAAUGGUAAUCA
This is a messenger RNA of Anguilla anguilla (European eel), 5234 nucleotides long. RefSeq names its product cyclic nucleotide-gated cation channel-like. Gene Ontology annotation, cellular component: intracellular cyclic nucleotide activated cation channel complex; plasma membrane. Gene Ontology annotation, molecular function: intracellularly cGMP-activated cation channel activity; cGMP binding; intracellularly cAMP-activated cation channel activity. The record is from RefSeq and is a predicted model, not a curated record. Bases 1383 to 3419 code for a protein of 678 amino acids. Gene Ontology annotation, biological process: monoatomic cation transmembrane transport. Lineage: Eukaryota; Metazoa; Chordata; Actinopteri; Anguilliformes; Anguillidae. The transcript is spliced from 7 exons.